Messenger RNA from Bombina bombina (fire-bellied toad), 2338 nucleotides. RefSeq names its product oocyte zinc finger protein XlCOF7.1-like. Gene Ontology annotation, biological process: regulation of DNA-templated transcription. The record is from RefSeq and is a predicted model, not a curated record. Bases 213 to 1829 code for a protein of 538 amino acids. The transcript has 12 exons. Lineage: Eukaryota; Metazoa; Chordata; Amphibia; Anura; Bombinatoridae.
UUCAUGGUGUAGCAGCUAAGACCCGUUCAGCUUAAGGACCGGUGAAAUCACAGAAGCCGUGACAUCAUCGGUCCUUUAGUUGGUCUGGAUCUAGCAGCUACCAGGAAAUAAAUUAGAUUUAGCAGCUGUUUUGUGACACAGAAGGCAGCUAACGGAACCGUUUGAUGGUGUUAUAUUUAUAGCAUCUGACUCAGCCACUGACAAUAAACAAGAUGAACAAAUACAGGAAGCAGAUGGCAGAGCAGUUCCUGAGUCAGGCCCUGGGCAUCAUCUGCCUGCUGACCGGAGAGGAAUAUGCCAUUGUGAAGAAGAGGCCCUCCCACAGCAUCAUUCACCGGCAGAGCAGAGAGGUGCCUAUAAAGUGUGAUGACGUUGCCGUGUAUUUCUCUAUGGAGGAGUGGGAGUAUAUAGAGGGACACAAGGAGCUUUACAAGGACGUCAUGAUGGAGACUCACCAAGCAAUCAAGACUAUAGAGAUGCUAGGAAAUGAGAACUUAGAAUUAACAGGUCACAGUGAUGAAAAUCUAGACAUAGGAGCACAAUCAGAACUUGUACAGAAUAUUCAGCCAGUGGAGACCCCAUCAGAUGUCUCAGCAGUUCUAGCAGAUCACAGUGCUGAAAAUCUAGACAUGGGAGCACAUGGAGAACUUGUACCAAAUAUUCAGCCAGUGGAGACUCCAUCAGACAUCUCUGCAGUUCUAGCAGAUCACAGUGCUGAAAAUCUAGACAUGGGAGCACAUGGAGAACUUGCACCGAAUAUUCAGCCAGUGCAGACUCCAUUAGACAUCUCUGCAGUUCUAGCAGAUCACAGUGCUGAAAAUCUAGACAUGGGAGCACAUGGAGAACUUGUACCGAAUAUUCAGCCAGUGCAGACUCCAUCAGACAUCUCUGCAGUUGGCAUUAAUACUGACAUAGAUGUUAAAACCGAAGAUCUGAGUGUGACGUGUCAGCUAAAAGCUGAAAUGCAAGAAAUGUGUGAGAGCGGCAAUGAAGGUGAAAAUGAUGCUAACAUUUUAUGGAACAUGGAACAAACAGAAGAUGGGUGGAUAAGAAAUAUAACCAAAGCUGCUGAGCAGGAAAUAUGUGCCAAUAUAAGUACAGGUGAAAACGAUGCUACAUUUUCAUGUAAUGUGAAACAAACCGAAGAGCAUUGGCUAAGUAAUAUGCCAGAAGCUGCAGUGCAGGAAAUAUGUGACAAUAUAAGUACUGGUGAAUUUACAAACUACAAUAAUCCUAAACCUGGUCAGAGUGCUGAUGCUUAUUUAAAUCUUCUUCAAAAUCAAAGACACCACAUGGGAAUUGUAUGUUCUGAAUGUGGGAAAUGUUUUACCCAGAAAGCGCAUCUUAUUAGUCAUCAAAAAAUUCAUACCGGAAAGAAAGCAUUUUUAUGUCCCGAGUGUGGGAAAUGUUUUAGCCAGAAAUCAGAUUUUUAUAGACAUUUGAAUAUUCAUACAGGAGAAAGGUCAUUUUCCUGUUUUAUUUGUGGGAAAUGUUUUAACCGUAAAGGUAAUCUUGUUGCUCAUCAGAAAAUUCAUACUGGAGAAAAGGGAUUUUCAUGUUCUAAUUGUGGGAAGUGUUUUACUCGGAGAUCAACUCUUAUUAACCAUCAAAAAAUUCAUACAGGAGAAAAGGGAUUUUCAUGUUAUAACUGUGGGAAAUGUUUCACUCAGAAAUCAACUCUUAUUAACCAUCAGAAAAUUCAUAUGGCGGCAAAAGGGUUUUCGUGUUCUGAAUGUGGGAAAUGUUUUACUCAGAAAUUAACUCUUGUUAAACAUCAGAAAAUUCAUAUUAAAAGAAAUCAAAGCCUUUACGUGCAGAGGGACACAUAGUUGUCACGCAUACAAUACCUAGUGCUGAUAAUGGCUACAUGUCAUCCUUGUGGGGGGCUCACUUUUGUAGUUAUUUGAGGCCCCUUUUCCCUGUAAGCUACUAUGAGGUGACCCAAAUGUAUUUGUUAUUCUCAGGGGGAUCCAGGGUCCCUAUAUAUGUUUGAAUAGCCAAGAAAUAAAAUGGGCAUUUAAGUAGAGGUUCAUGGAAGUAGGCGCCUUUGUGCAGUUAUAUAAAUAUACCCAAAGGUCUUAUUUAUAUGUUGAUAAACCCUUCUAUGAAAUGUAGGUACUGUUCAUGGCAUUAUAGACAGGUGAUCACUGAGCCAACAGCAUUUCUUUAGGAGGAAUUUAAAUUGACCAGAUGUAUAGGUGUACUGGGUAAGCCCCUACAUUAACAUCAAAAGAGAAAGAGGCCUCCAAAAGCCCUUGUCUGGUUUAGAAUAGCCCCUAGCCAAAUAAAAUGCAUUGUGUUGAAAUACAAUCAUUUCUUUCCUAAGGUAUGGUGAGUC